Messenger RNA from Vigna radiata var. radiata (mung bean), 810 nucleotides. RefSeq lists its product as uncharacterized. The record is from RefSeq and is a predicted model, not a curated record. The transcript has 3 exons. The coding region runs from base 1 to 810 and encodes 269 amino acids. NCBI's taxonomy places the organism in Eukaryota, Viridiplantae, Streptophyta, Magnoliopsida, Fabales, Fabaceae.
AUGACAGAUUAUAAGUGGGAAGUUGGGACAGUAUUUGCUGAUAAGGCUAACUUUAUUGAGGCCAUUAGAACUUAUGUUAUGCAUAUUGGGAGGGCUUUGAAGUUUGUUAAAAAUGAUAAGCGUAGGGUGAGAGUUAGAUGCUUGGGUGGACAAGGUAAGUGUCCAUGGACAGCUUACUGUGGUUAUUUACCAACCCGACAGUUUUGGCAAUUAAGGAAAAUAAAGGACACCCAUAGUUGCAGCAGGCAACUUAACAUUAAGAUUUUGAAUACAAAGUGGCUGAGUGAAGAAAUGGAUAGGUGUUUACAAGACAAUCCAAACUUAAAGGUGCAAGACAUAUGUAAAAAAGCAUUACGUAAAUGGAAUACUAAAGUUUCCAUCUCCAAAGUACGAAGGGCAAAGUUAAUGGCAACAAAACAACUUAUUGGAGAUUUUAAAGAACAGUAUAGAAGAAUACAUGACUAUGCACAUGAACUGUUGAUGUUUAAUCUUGGGUCAAUAGUUAAGGUGGAGGUUGACAGUGUUAAUGGCCAGUAUAAGGGAGAGUUGCUCACUGCAAUUGGAAGGGACCCAAAUGACCAAAUGCUUCCCCUUACAUAUGCCAUUGUUGAAGUGGAGAACAAAGAGAAAUGGAGUUGGUUUUUGCAGUUAUUGGUACAAGAUCUUGGAGGAAAUGAAGUGUACUGGUCAAGGUCUCGUUUCACAAAUGUAGCUAUAUGUGAUUCCCUUGACAACAAUAUAUGUGAAGCAUUCAACAGUGUUAUUGUGCUUGCCAGAGGAAAGCCAAUAAUCACAAUGCUAGAGAGAUAA